AUGACUUCAACGGUUGCACUUUCUGGUACUACGGCGAAUGGAAAGUUCUCUUCAGAAAAAAUAAUCCUUUGGUCAGAUGCUUCGUACAAUCAACCGAGAUUGAACGAACUAUCCAUAUGGAGUCCAUGUGCCGUGAUAUUCGCUACCAGUGCAACCUUUGGCACAGAACUUUAUAGUAUCUCUAUAACCAAAACGAACUCUAUCUAUGUUCUUGAUCAUGCAACUGGUGAAAUACAUGUUUGGACGAGUGACACUUCCAACUCUACUAAUACAAUAGCAGCUAAUUUUACCAAGCCAGCAGCGAUGUUUGUUACAAGCAGUGGCGACGUCUUUGUUGAUAAUGGGAACAUAACUGGUGAAGUCGAUCGAUGGAUGGCAGCGACAAAUACUAGCGUUCCAGUCAUGAAUGUGACUUCAUCAUGCUAUGGUCUAUUCGUUGAUGUCAGUAACUCGCUGUACUGUUCCAUGCAUUUCGAACAUAAGGUUGUGAAACGAUACUUGGGUGACACCGACACUACAUUAAUACUAGUUGCUGGUAAUGGUACAAGUGGCUCUCAGGCAAAUAAACUUUCGAAUCCUGUUGGAAUCUUUGUUGAUACUAAUUUCGAUUUAUACGUAGCUGACUACGGAAACAAUAGGAUUCAACUCUUUGCAUCCAGAGCAUCCAAUGCAAUCACGAAAGCAAGUAGUAGCUAUUUGAAUCGACCCAGUAGUGUGGUUUUGGAUCAGGAGAAAAAAUUAUAUGUCGUUGAUAGCCACCAUCAUCGCAUUGUUCGAGUAUCCGAUGCCGGUUUUCAAUGCAUUGUUGGUUGCUAUAGCAGUGCCGCAGCUACAAGUGAAUUGUUUUUUCCUUGGAGUAUGGCUUUUGACAGUCAUGGCAACAUAUAUGUUGUUGAUCGAAACAAUAGCCGAAUCGAAAAGUUUCUUUUAUUGAAUAAAACAACAGGUAAGAUUUUCAACGAAAGAAUACAGUUGUUGUAUCAGAUAUUCACCACUUAUCUCACAGAUAUUUCAUAUAAUCAACCAAGCUUAGAUGGUCAUCGCACUUGGAAUCCAACUAUGAUCAUUUUUGCAGACAAUGAUACCGUCGAUGCGGAAUCUUAUGGUAUUUUUGUCACCAAAAGCAACUACGUUUACUCCGCUGAUUAUGAAAAUCAUGCAGUGCACGUCUGGUCAAACACCUCUAAUCAUUCACAGAAAACUAUAUACAAUAAUUUGAUCAAUUCAGCAUCUAUAUUCGUUACUUUAAAUGCCGACGUCUUUGUUGAUAAUGGGAACAUAACUGGUCAAGUCGAUCAAUGGAUGGCAGCGACAAAUACUAGCGUUCCUGUCAUGAAUGUGACUUCAUCAUGCUAUGGUCUAUUCGUUGAUGUCAGUAACUCGCUGUACUGUUCCAUGCAUUUCGAACAUAAGGUUGUGAAACGAUGGCUGGACGGCGAUGAUACAUUACUGACAACUGUUGCUGGUAAUGGUACAAGUGGCUCUCAGGCAAAUAAACUUUCGAAUCCUGUUGGAAUCUUUGUAGAUACCAACUUGGACCUAUAUGUGGCGGAUUACGGGAACGAUCGAGUUCAAUUGUAUCGAUUUGGAGAUUUGACCGGAAUAACAGUCGCAGGAAAUUCAUCAGUAAAUCGAACACUUCCACUGGAUGGUCCAACUUGUAUUCUACUCGAUGGUUACAAGUAUUUAUUUAUUGUAGACAGUAACAAAAAUCGUAUCGUUCGAUCAACAUCAAGUGAUUUUUUGUGCAUUAUUGGAUGUUAUAGAAGUAGUUUAUCAUCUAAUGAAUUAUUCCUGCCCUGGAGUAUGGCUUUUGACAGUUAUGGAAAUAUUUUCGUCAUUGAUCGAAAUCAUAGACGAAUUGGACAAUAUAUUUUAUUGAAUAACACCGAGGACAUAUCAUAUAACCACCCAAGUUUCCAUACAGUGGAAGCAUGGAAUCCAAAUGCAAUAGUAUUUGCUUCGAAUAAUACUCUUGGCACAGAACUUUAUAGUAUCUCUAUAACCAAAACGAACUCUAUCUAUGUUCUUGAUCAUACAAGUGGUAAAAUACGUGUUUGGACGCGUGACACUUCCAACUCUACUAAUACAAUAGCAGCUAAUUUUACCAAGCCAGCAGCGAUGUUUGUUACAAGCAGUGGCGACGUCUUUGUUGAUAAUGGGAACAUAACUGGUGAAGUCGAUCGAUGGAUGGCAGCGACAAAUACUAGCGUUCCAGUCAUGAAUGUGACUUCAUCAUGCUAUGGUCUAUUCGUUGAUGUCAGUAACUCGCUGUACUGUUCCAUGCAUUUCGAACAUAAGGUUGUGAAACGAUGGCUGGGCGGCAAUGAUACAUUACUGACAACUGUUGCUGGUAAUGGUACAAGUGGCUCUCAGGCAAAUACACUUUCGAAUCCUGUUGGAAUCUUUGUUGAUACUAGUUUUAGUUUAUAUGUAGCGGACUAUGGCAAUGAUAGAGUACAAGUUUUCACCUUUGGAAACAUACAAGGAAGAACAGAAGUGAGUGGCAACCUUCUAAAUGGUCCCAGUGGUAUUAUCUUAGACAACAGCUCAUACUUGUUUAUUGUUGAUAGCAACAACAACCGAAUUAUUCGAUCAACUCAUGGUGGCUUUCAAUGUAUCAUUGGCUGCUAUAGUAGUAGUUCAACUACCAGUGAAUUGGUUUUUCCUUGGAGUAUGGCUUUUGACAGUCAUGGCAACAUAUAUGUUGUUGAUCGAAACACUAGCCGAAUCGAAAAGUUUCUUUUAUUGAAGAAAACAACAGGUAAGAUUUUCAACGAAAGAAUACAGUUGUUGUAUCAGAUAUUUACUACUUAUCUCACAGAUAUUUCAUAUAAUCAACCAAGCUUCUGCCCGUUAUCAACUUGGAAUGAAAGUGUACUGACGUUGGCGAAUAUUAGCACAAUUCGAAAGGAACCGAGCGGGCUUUUUGUCACUAAAAGGGACCUCGUUUACGUUACUCAACGAGAUACAGGAAGGAUACGAAUUUUGGUUAAUAGUUCAUGGAGUGAAACAACUUUGUCUGCCGGCUAUCACAUGAACUCAUCCAGCAUUUUUGUUAGUACAAAUAAUGAUAUUUUCGUCGAUAACGGUGAUACUGUUGGCCAAGUUGAUAAAUGGACAGCAAAUCAAAAUAUUUGUACUCCAGCGAUGUAUGUCAAUUCGUCAUGUUAUGAUCUCUUCGUUGAUAUCACUAACUCUUUGUAUUGCUCCAUCCAGUCUCAACAUAAAGUUGUGAAGCGAUGGCUAGCUGAAAAUGAUACAAUCUUGACGACGGUCGCUGGCAACGGCACCGCUGAUCUCAAACCAAAUAGACUUUCACAACCUGCUGGUAUUUUUGUCCACAUGAAUCUUCGUUUAUAUGUGGCCGACUAUGGAAAUGACAGGAUUCAACUCUUCUUGUUCGGAGAGAUAAAUGGAUCAACUAUUGCAGGCAAUAAGUCAACGAACUACACAAUUACACUCAAUGGCCCCACUGAUGUUUUACUCAAUGAACAGAACUAUUUGUUUAUUGUGGAUAGCAACAAUCAUCGAAUCGUUAGAUCUGGUCCAAAUGGUUUUUAUUGUAUAAUUGGAUGUAAUGGAAGUGGUUCAUCGUCGAAUCAGUUGUCAUACCCAGAUCGAAUGGCUUUCGAUAGAAAUGGUAGUAUCUUUGUUACUGAUACAGGGAACAGCCGUAUCCAAAAGUUUUCGAUUUCAACACUUAGAUGCAAUUUGCCCACAAGUCAACAACCGGUUUUCACUUCAACGGCACUAUCAACUCAAACAAGCACAUUUCCACACCAAGGUAUAUCUCCUACGAAUGUGUCAGACUCAACAACGCACAUCAGUUCAUCAAUGACUAUACCUUCAACUUCAACAUCAUCCUUUCCGGUAUCGGCUUUUAUUCCACCUUCUUGUACGUCGAAUACAAUUGGCAUCACCUGCAACAUUUCGUCCACACCCUGUCAUAUCAUGCAACCUUGUCAGAACGAUGGCAGCUGCUUCGAUAAUAAAAGCAACAGCAACAGUUAUGACUGUUUGUGUCUGCAAGGUUUCAAUGGGUCAAUGUGUGAAAAUGAUCAUCGACCUUGUCAACCAAAUACUUGUUUUAACAGAGGUGAAUGUAAUGCGACAUCGAAUGAAGGAUUCAAGUGUUCAUGUGAAUCAGGAUGGACGGGUGAUCAUUGUGAGAGACAAGUGAACUAUUGUAGGAACGCGACAUGUGUGAAUGGUGGUGUGUGUCGACCAUUGUUAGGUGGUUACAAAUGUGAAUGUCUGAGUGGAAGUUAUUCUGGUCAGCAUUGUGAAAUCAUUUCUCAAACAUUCGAUGCGCGUUUAAUCGUGUCAAAAGCAAUCGGUUACACAGGUUACGUAAUAGUUGGUAGUGUAUGUUUAUUUGUGAUGAUGUUGGAUGUACUGAAAUAUGUAUUUGGUAUUGAUCCAGCACGAGCUCAGUUAGAAAGAAUUCGAAGACGACAGAGACCAAAUAGGAGCAAACGAAAACGCCCCGCGAUUAUACAACGGUUUACUUACGUAAAUAAAUGA
Adineta ricciae is the source of this 4527-nucleotide messenger RNA. Lineage: Eukaryota; Metazoa; Rotifera; Eurotatoria; Adinetida; Adinetidae. The record is from the annotation of a GenBank genome assembly.